CCCCUGUCGCGGAGGUCUUGGCGGUUCCCCGCGAGGCGACGACAGCUCUUUUUCCCCUCCAAAAAUUUCAAGCAAGCUACUUACUUGCCUAAUUACUUGUCCACGUACCAUUGACUCACCGCGCAUGGAGAUGCCACAGUCACCCGCGCAUGCGGCAUCCUCUUCGCCUUUUCUCGACCCCGGCACCCACUCAGUCGCCGGAAGCUUGGGUGUUCUACAGUUGAAGCGCGAUCAUCUGAUCCCAGCCAUUCUCUCCGCAUCUUCUGCCGAUUCGGAUUACGCCGAAGGAAAAGUAGUGAAUACGCGCUUUGGAUCCUACCCUCACAGUACCCUCAUCAACAAGCCAUGGGGCACCCAAAUACUGGCGUCCGUUGUCGAUACAGGUUCCCGGUCCAAGAAGAGGAAACGCGAGAAGGCAGACAAUGGCGAUGACAAUGUCGACGCAGACAGGACGGGAUUAGUCAAGGCUGCGACGGCGAGCAGUGGGUUCGCCCAUCUAGUACCACCCACCCCGGAAACGUGGACUUUAUGCCUUCCUCAUCGAACCCAGGUGGUCUACACGCCCGACUACAGCUACAUCCUGCAAAGACUCCGAGUACGACCGGGCGAUCAUAUCAUAGAAGCGGGUGCAGGGAGUGGCAGCUUCACCCACGCGGCUGUAAGAGCCGUUUACAAUGGCUAUCCCACAGAUAAUAGCCCACAAGAGGGCACCGAGAGCGCGACCAAGAAGCACAAAGGAUCGACAGGGCAAGGCCGGGUGUACAGCUUCGAAUACCACGCACCCAGAGCAGAAACAUUGAAGGCCGAACUAGCAUCACACGGCCUGGACACUCUAGUAACCGUGACCAACCGCGACGUCUACAACGACGGCUUCUGCCUCGACGACCACGCCGAACCCAACGCAGACGUCAUCUUCCUCGACCUCCCCGCCCCCUGGCAAGCCCUCAAACACCUCACGCGCUCCCCUCCAUCCGCCGCCGUCCUAAACUCAGUCGCCUCCGACCCUUCAACCCCCACCCAAACCCCGCAACUCUCCUCUACAUCCCCCCAACAACAGCCCUCGACACCCUUCCGCUCCCCCCUCAACCCAAACCGCACAGUCAGAAUAUGCACCUUCUCCCCCUGCAUCGAGCAAGUCACCAAAACCGUCUCGGCCCUCCGCUCCCUGGGCUGGCUCGAAAUCGGCAUGGCCGAAAUCCAAGCCAAACGCGUCGAAGUGCGGCGCGAGCGCGUGGGCCUGCAGGAAGAAGGUCUCCGAGGCGCAAACGCAGCCGCGGCAUCCGUCCAAGAAGCCGUCCAGCGCCUCCGCGACGUCGAGGGCCGCGCAAAAGUCUUCCACGGCCUGCAAAAGGAAAAACAGCAGCAAGUCAUGCGCAGGGCCGAGGCCGCAAAGAGAGGCGACAAGGCGACUCUUUCGAAAGUUGCGGACGACGUCGCUGAUGAGGAUCUGGAGGCGGACGACGGUGGAGCAAUGAAGAAGGCGAGGGUCGAGGGCUUGCCGCCGUCUAAACACGACCGCUUGGAGCGCGCGAAGAGGGAUUUGGAGAGUAGGGAGCUUUUUAAGGAAGGCCGUCUUGUCCAUCGCACCGAGGCUGAGAUCAAGACGCAUACUUCUUACCUCGUCUUUGCGGUUCUGCCUAGGGAGUGGAGUCGAGACGAUGAGGUCGAGGCGCGCGCGAGGUGGAGUUAG
This is a messenger RNA of Periconia digitata, 1690 nucleotides long. Lineage: Eukaryota; Fungi; Ascomycota; Dothideomycetes; Pleosporales; Periconiaceae. The record is from the annotation of a GenBank genome assembly.